AACAAAAGCAAUGGACACCUUGCAAAAUCAGCUGUCAAAACGAUUUAAAUACUGUAACUUGACAUAUAUCGGCAUGUAGCUGCACGAAAUCCUCGGAACAGUUGGACAUUCUGCAACAGAGGAUGUAGAUAUGCUAUUACAGUGCAUACUGAAUGCCAUGUUGAAGCAGACGAUGGGCUAAUAUGCCCCCAAAAUGAGAACCAUCCUCGACCAAAAAAUAUUCAAUUGACACGGUCGAUGGUUUGGGGAUAUGCAUCAUUUGUUGAUAACCGGCUGUCGAACAACCUUUGGUCAGUCAUGACUUGUUUCACGUCAAGAAAUAUCUUCUUCGCUGCUGUUUUCCUGACAGCUUGGGAUCUCUCCAACGGAUCUUGCAGUGGUCGGAAAAUCUUAAAGGGUCAGCGAGGCCAAAUAUCCGAUGGACCAGAUCUUUAUUCAGCCAAUGCACAUUGUGAAUGGCUUAUUGAUGCCGGCGGCCCCAACAAGACAAUCCAGCUGGAGUUCAAGAGCAUGUCAACAGAGUGCUCGUUUGACUUCCUGUUUGUGUAUGAUGGAGACUCACACACAAGCCCCAUGUUGGCCAGUCUGUCGGGGGACAGCCACCCAUCGCCUGUUGUGGCCACUUCGGGAUAUAUGUUGCUGUACCUGUUCACGGACAGAAACUAUAUGCGCGAUGGCUUCGAGACCAACUACUUCGUCUACGACUGUCCCUGGAACUGCAGUGGACAUGGACAGUGCGUCAACCACACAUGCACCUGCGACAAAGACUACACCGGUAGUGGUUGCGAGCACCUGCUCUGUCCAGAGUCGUGCAACAGCAACGGUGUAUGUGAUAAGUAUGGGGAGAAGAAGUGCCUGUGCAGCGAGGGAUAUACUGGGCAGAGCUGCAGCCUCUCCACUCACGACAACAGCGGGACAGGAAAGUGGUACACGCUGGCCAAAUCCGGCUACCCUGCUCGCACAUCUCACUCUGGCUUCUUUCACGAACAGACGGAGUGUUUGUGGAUGUUUGGCGGAUAUGAUCUCAACAGCGUCCUAGACGAUGUGGUCCGCUACUGUAUGAAGGACAACGUGUGGGAGAGUCUUACAAAGUCUGGAUCCUGGCCGGAGGGGCGACGUGGCCAUGCAAUGGCCGGUUUUAAAGAAGGGUUCUAUGUAUUUGGUGGCAUCCUUGCCAAUGACUCCCAUAGUAAUGAAUUGUGGUUCUUUAACCUGACCACUUUUGAGUGGACGGAGAAAGCUUUAAACAGCACAGUCAAGCCGUUGGCUGUCACUGGCCACACACUGACCACGGUGGAAAAGUGGAUUUAUUUAUUUGGUGGGAAGACUGAGGAUAGGGUAUUUAUCGAUCAUAUAUACAGAAUAGCCCUCUUGGAAGGGGAACAAUGGGAGAAGGUGCUGGUAAGGGGAGGUAACUACCCUCCGAAAUGUCUCGUAGGGCAUACCAUGGUGUAUUACAAAGAAGCCAAGUCUCUGGUGGUGUUUGGUGGAUACAAGCAGAAAAAUUCCAUCAUUAGUCACAGAAUUAAUCAGCUUCACAUGUUUCAUAUUGAGGACAAUUACUGGUCACAGAUCCAUAAUCAGGAGGUGAACCUGUCCGGUAUUCCUGGGGACCGGGCUUUCCAUUCCGCUGUGAUCCUGGGCAAUUACCUCGUCGUAUACGGCGGCAACACUCACCUUCACAACAGCCUGGAGAUAUGCUUUAACUCAGGGUUUCAUUUCUAUCAUCUUGGCUGCCACAUGUGGGUGAACCAUACUCAUUUCACCGGUCUUUCAACUGCGUCAUCAUCAUUACCAAAGACGGGACGGUUUGGCCACGUAGCAGUAGCAGCGUAUGGAGAUGUCAUGUUGCUAGCAGGGGGCUACUCUGGAAAGGUCCAUGGGGAUCUCCUUGCUUACAAAGUGCCAAUCGCAGUUGCUCAUCAUCAGACGUUCACAGGGGUGAGAAACACAACAUUUGACCAUUGUGAGGACUACAAGACCUCGGACCUGUGUGUCGGGGACCCAGAGUGUGUGUACUGUAGAAGUGAGAUCAUUGGACUACCGUUUAAGACUCACUGCUAUCAUCGCACACGGAAAGAGAUAUGCUUGGAGAGAAGUCACAGUGAACUCCUAUCCAGUUGUCCUGGUAUCUGUCAAGCGUUACAUUCGUGUGGCUCGUGUGCAAGUCAAGGUCGCGGGGUGGAUGUCACCAACUCCCCCAGGCUCCAUGUGUACAAUGAGAAGUGCAUGUGGUGUGUCAAAGAGGCCCAGUGUCAGAAACAGACAGAUCCCAGAGGAACAUGCGAGUCGGCCAAUAACACCGAGUCUGGGCUUGAGGGCUGGUGGGAGGGGCUGAGCCGGAACCUGACCACCAUAGAGCAGUGUGUCCUGGAGGACUUCCCUGCUGGGCUGCACUGGAUCCGCUACAGGAGUCCCAAGAACGCCACCUUUCCUGAUGAAGUGACCCUGAUUCGCAAGGCAGAAGCUCGUCUGAAGUUUGUCUACAACUUUGAAGGAGAAGUGGCAAGGCCAUUUGUGUACAGUGCUGACAUCAUCGGCUACUUGCAUCCUCUGAAUGCAGUGCCCACCCCUGACCGCGAGCUGUGUCUGUACCUAGGUAUCCAGCAGGCUGAGGGCAAACUCUACCUCAGCCGGGAUGAGUCCAGGGAUCACAAGGAACUUGUAUCCCAUGUGGAGAGCCAGAAUGAAUAUACUUCUGCAGAGGCUCGUCGUCGUGACAACAGUCCAGUCUUCCCCUACGUUCAGAGUGGCUUCAAGUACUAUGUGGAACAAGAAACGGAACAAAAGAUUAAAAGCAGCCAGAACCUGAACAGCAACGAUAUGUUCUAUCCUUCAUCACAUACAAGAGUGGCCUGGAACCGAGAAAUCAAAGCCACCUUCAACCAGCCCCGAGACAUCACGUACGAGUUCCUGGAGCCGUACAGGAAUGGCUCCUGCGGUGGCCAUUACAACUGCCUGUCCUGCCUGACUGACUCCCUCUGCAGCUGGUGUCCUGCAACAGACACCUGCUUGAGACGGGACACUUUGAGUAACGAGUCUGCAUGUAAUGGUGCUCAUGAUCCCUACUUGAUAACCAGCAUGGCAGAGUGCCCGUGUUGUGACUACUAUGUCAACUGCCACACUUGUGCGUCAAACCCCCUGUGUGAGUGGGUGUCUGGCGAUGGUCAGUGUACAAGACGUGGACGUGUUGAGCAGACAAUACGCAAUGCCAGUGAAUGCCAUCCACCUUGCCACAUGCGCACCACAUGCACUGACUGCACCCAUGGGCAGGAGAAGUGUGCAUGGUGCAAGAACACCAAGAAGUGCUUGCCCUUCUCUGACUACGUCACUCGCUACCUCAUGGGGGAGUGUACAGGCUGGGUGGACAACGACCGCAAGGGCAUCAACUGCAGUGACUGCUCCCACUACAACACAUGCAAGUCCUGCAUCCAGAACUACGGGCAUGGGUGUGGCUGGUGUGGCAGCAUGGAAAACCCCACCAUCGGGGUGUGCUUGAAUGGGGACUUCUCAGGCCCUGAGGUAGAAGGAAACUGUUCUGCCCUGAUCAGCGAGGAGCACAACGUGUCAGGAUCGGAACCAGCCAACUGGGUCUAUGACAUCUGUAUGGACGUGGAGGAGUGUCUCUUGGGGCUGUAUGAGUGCCACCCUAAUGCCACCUGCAUCAACACAUUCGACUCGUACGAGUGCCAGUGCAACCAGGGCUUCCAUGACGUGGGUGGGGGAGUCUGUGAAGAAACGUGCUUCCACACUUGUGUCCAUGGCAACUGCUCUGGCCCCAUGAACUAUCAGUGCAUCUGCCACCUGGGGUGGACAGGGAUGGACUGCAACACCAACUGUGGCUGCAACAAUCACAGUACCUGCGAGAGAGGAGUGGGCAUCUGUGACGAGUGUCAGAACCACACGACCGGCCCCAGCUGCAAUCUGUGUAGGGCUGGAAGCUAUGGCAACCCAAAGAAUCUUGAUGGUUGUGUGCCCUGUGAGUGUAAUGGGCAUGGUGACCUGCCCCGCGGAACAUGCAACAACGCCACUGGGAAGUGCUACUGCACUGACAACACAGUGGGGGAAAGCUGUGACACCUGUGAGCAGGGCUAUUAUGGCGACCCAUGGAGUGGAGGAAAGUGCUACCUUCAGUGUGACGGACGUAUGAUCAGAACAGGGAUUACACGAGGGGCCGUUGGAACUCACAAAGGCAGCGGACUCAAACACAAGGCCAACACUUACUGCUUGUGGGUGCUGUCAUACUUCGACAAAAUAGACAUACCCCACAUGAGGAGUUCACGCAAGAUGUUGACAGCUCCAACCAUCAUCAUCUCCAUCGAGGGCGUCCUGCAUGUCAACUGUGGACAGGACUCCGUGUAUGUAUAUGAUGAUAUCCCGGACUUCGUGAAUGGCCCCAGGGAUGCGGAGAAUGUGAGCAACGCUGUGCUGCUAGGGGCAUUCUGUGGCAUGAAUCCUGGCAAUGACCUGGUCGUGAAGGCACACACAGGCACCAUCGUAAUCUACUUCGAAGCUGAUCUCACACAUCCAUCCAAGACCAUUGGUUUCAAUGCCAGCUAUCAGGUGAUACAGUGCCCUGACCAUUGCCAUGGUAACCGGAUGUGUGUGGAUCACAAGUGUGUGUGUAUACCAGGCCAUGGGGGAUACAUGUGUGAGAUCGACCUGUGUCCGAACAAUUGCUCCAGCUCAGUUGGAGACGGACAGGGACGCUGUGAUGAGAUGUAUGGUGUGUGUAUCUGUAAUCAAGGCUAUGGAGGAUCAGCAUGUGACAUGAAUAUCACGAAUGUCAGCGAGCCCCACUUACAGAUCCUGACGGAUCCCCAGCGUAUCUUGAACCAGCGCAACAAGCUGCCCUCCUCCCGUGUGGGACACACUCUCACAUCCUGUGGGGACGACAUGCUCUACUUGUUCGGUGGCUACAAUUCGGAAAGCCAGCUUCUCAAUGACAUGUGGGUGUUCGAUAUCAAGCUGUCCAAGUGGAAAAGUAUCAUAUUGCCCAUAUCUGAGGAGGAGCCAUCAGGAAGGUAUUUCCAUGCAGCGGCCUGUAUCCCCAAACGUAAAAUUAUCUACGUAUUCGGUGGGUUUGUGAUGGACAGAAACCGCCAUGGUCUACUGAAGGCAACCAAUGAGCUGUGGAAGUUCACCCUGGAGUCCAACAUCUGGUCCAAGGAGGAGGUACCGAAGUACGUGCCCCCUCUGGCCGGCCACAGUCUGACUGAAGUCGGGGACGCUAUGCUGAUCGUGAUCGGCGGCUUCUCCACAGAAGACUACUUCUCUGACAUGGUGUUUGAGUACAAGGUGGAUGAGAAAAAGGACCUGAGGUGGAGGCUGUACGGGAUGGAGAACCUCGCUGGUGCUAUCCCUGUUGGUCUGUAUGGCCACAGUGCAGUGUUCGAGCCCAUAUCGCAUACAAUCUACGUUUAUGGCGGCUACAUGUACAAAUCCGGCAGCUGGUAUGUGUCACGUGACCUACACGCCUAUGAUGUAGUUGCUUCAAUGUGGAGUCUGCUGGUUCCGGAGGGCAAUGGAGAGGUUACUGCCAGGGCCUUUCAUACUGCAGUGCACUUGGAGGACAAAAUGGUGGUGAUCGGUGGUCUGGAGGCAGAUGGGAGCCGUGUGGGGCACCUGCUGAUCUACAAGUAUCGGUGCAACACUCGCCACAAAGUUGACAAAGACCUUGGAACAGGACUAGAGGCAGCAGCAGUCGUGGGCAUCAAAGCCGUCGUCAGCAACGAUAACAUCUACCUCUACGGCGGUUUCUCAGGCACAACAGUGGGCACGAUGUCUCGUCUCACUGUUCCUGACGAUGUCUGCAAGCUGAUAGACACACAGUUCUGCAACUUACAAGGGUGUUCACUCUGCACCAGUGUGGUAGAGGGCAAGGAGAACGAGUCCAUCUGCUAUUCCAGUGAUGGAGAGAAACCAGAAGGCUGUACGAGUGAGGACAAGAAGUUGAAGUGUAACAACCUGUGGUACAACAGCACCAACUGCUACAGAUACACCUCCUGCAGCCAGUGUCUGGCCGUCUACCCCCAGUUCAAGGACCAGUCUCCGAAGUGCCAGUGGUGUCGUAACUGUCCCGAGGGCAAGUGUAUCAGGAAGGAUGCCGAUUGUAAAGAGGAGACGAAGUGUAACGGUCAGCAGGACUCGAUCCACACAGCGAAGCAGUGCUUCCAAUACCUGUGUCCCUACUCUGACUGUGAACGAUGUACUGAGCAGGAGAGUUGUGGCUGGACGAGGAAUGUCAAGAGAUCGGGCGAGAGCAAUCGUUUCAUCAGUGAAAAUCCGAUUUAUGACUGGAACUGCGUGGCAACGUCUCUCCUCUCCAAGAAGGGGAACUACAGCAACUCCAUGCCCCCCAACAACUGCACGCGGCGCUGCUACACCUUCAAGACUUGUGACCAGUGUCUGGCCUCAAGCGGAGGGGAGGGGGGUUCUCAGGAGUGCAUCUGGAGCGAGACUCUACAGGAGUGUAUGCCUCCAGCCUACCGCCCUCUUCGAUGCUCAUUUGGAGAAUGUGGGUUUGUCAUCCAACAGAGGAAAAAUAAGACCCUCCAACCAACAGCUCGCUGCCCUCUGCCCUGUGGCAACCACACCAAGUGUGCUGAGUGCAUCACUGCACCUGGGUGUGGCUGGUGUGCUUUUGGGGGACAGAAUGGCCUGGGUGUGUGUAUGAAGGGGGGACGAGCUGGACCUUCUGGAGGCGCCUGUCUGGAUGACCAUCGGACGGAGAUGCACCUCAGAAAGACGGAUAAAUUUACAGAAACACAGUCCGACGGAGUUGCUGGCGCCCACAUCUGGUCCUUUGACAGCUGCCCGCCUGAGAACGAGUGCCUCAAUGGUCACCACACUUGUAAUGAAAAGACACAGAGCUGCAUCGACACCCCAUCCCACUUCAAGUGUGAAUGUAAGAGUGGAUAUGUGGCCACACAGCAGGGUGAGCUGUGUGGCCCAGUGUGUCACCAGCGAUGUAACCAAGGCAAGUGCGUCCAUCCUGACCAGUGUGAGUGCAACUUCGGUUGGGUUGGCGUCAGCUGCAACACCGAGUGCCAGUGCAACAUGCACAGCAACUGUGAGGCUGAAUCGAAAGCUGAUAACUGCACCCAGUGCCUCAACAAUACUCAGGGAAAGGACUGCGGCGAGUGCAAGGAAAACUUUGUGGGCAAUCCAAAGAAGGGAGGGAGGUGCAUCCCCUGCCAUCAGUUCUGCAACAACCACACGGACAAGUGCAGGCUGGAUGGUGAACAAAGCGGCAACAUCAGACGAGGGCCGAAAGAUGUUGAAGCUGUAUGUGUGGACUGCAAGCACAACACCCAGGGCAUACAGUGCCAGAUGUGUAUGCAGGGACACUUCAGACUGCAGGAAGAUCCCAAAACUAAAGAAUGCACUGCGUGUCAGUGUAACGGCCACAGUAACAUGUGUAACCGACAGACUGGGGAGAGUUGUCUGUGUCAGAACAACACAGAGAGCGAGUGUGACAAGGACAGCACAGAGCCAUGUUGGCAGAGACAGUGUUCUGAGUGUCGGGAGUACUUCAUGGGGACACCCACCAACAACCAUCAGUGUUACCGCCAGAUGACAGUCGACAAGGAGUAUUGCUUUGACCCCGAGACUCAGAACAACUGCAACCGGGAACCCAUGGCGCUCAGACAAGGGAGAACUGUCUUUUUCGCAGUCCAACCAAAAUAUCUGAACGUCAAUAUUCGUAUUACAAUAGAUGUGACGAUGGGAGGGGUGGAUGUGUAUUUCUCUAACAAGGAAAACACAUUCCGUGUGAUAGUUGGGAAGGGGACUGGCAUCCACACAAUAGACAUGGACAAGAAUGCACUGGAAAGUAAGCUAUCAGCUGUAUCUGAAUCCCAAGGGUUCUUCAAGGACGAAAGAAAAGCCAAUGACCUGAACACUUUCAUCACAAUAUAUCAACAGAAUACCAUCCUAAGAGUGCGUGAUGUUAGAUUCCGACUUAUUAUUACCCUGCCCCGCGACAAUCAUGAGCUGCGAACAGCUCGUUUCUACUUGAUUCUGAAAAGCCAGGGCGACGGAAACCAUAACGUGACGUAUGGCAGUUUGUACUUCCGUCAAGAUCAGCCUCACAUCGAUCUCUUCGUCUUCUUCUCUGUCUUCUUCUCCUGCUUCUUCCUCUUCCUCGCCAUGUGUGUGAUGCUGUGGAAAAUGAAACAGGCCUUCGACGCACGGCGCACACGCCAACUGCGAGCACGGGAAAUGGAGUGUAUGGCAUCACGGCCGUUUGCCAAAGUUCUUUUACUAGUGGAACCUGAGCACUCUAUCACCAUGCCAGCUAUGAUGCCUAAAAGGACUCGUGCAACGAAAAUCACUCGAAAUAUUCACCAAAUCGAGAGCCCUCUCCAUAUCCCCACGUACAGGGAUGACCAUUUGAACAUUAAUCCCAUAGCAAUAGAACCAACUGACGACGGCGUAGCGGCAGUCGGGACAGUUCUCAUUCAGUUGCCAGGGGGGAACAGUGUGCCCUCAAAACUGUGUCUAGGGUCUGCAUUAACAAUGCGAAUUAACCCACCAAUUUCUGCAACUAAGAACAUGCGCCGGAGGCCGAGUGCAUCGUCUUGUUGAUUGUUCUUGUUGUCGUGCAUGUGGAUGAAUGGGGCCUAUCUGGUCAAAGUGAAUGGAUUCAAUUUGUGAUUCUUGGGAAUUUUGAAGAUUACAGGUUUAACCUUUUUUUUUAAGAAUGUCUGUGUUGCUGUUCUCUUUACCAGUACAAUGGUUACAUGUAUGUCAAAGACCUCCAUUCUGUGUCUGUGGGUACCAGUUACAACUGUUACAUGUGUGUCAAAGACCUUCAACCUGUGUCGGUGGUACCGGUUACAAUGGUUAUGUGUGUGUCAAAGACCACCAAUCCGUGUCGGUGGUUACCGGUUUAUGGUUAUGAUCUGUCAUAGACCUUCAAUUUGUGUCUGUGGUACCAGUUAAAAUGGUAAGGAUGCGUCAAAGAUCUUCAUCUGUGUUGGUGGGUAUGGUACCAGUAAAAAUGGUUAAGAUGUGUCAUAGACCUCUAUUCUAUGUCUGAUGGUUGGAGAGCCGUCAAGGAAGAAAGGGAGGAGUGCCAACUGCCAUUUCACGACAUAUACUAUGUAUUUCGCCUGUGGACCUGUUGUGUGGACCAGGUAUGUUUCCAGCAUCCUAGCCCACUUUUAACCUCUUUUUUUGUGCAAGGGAUAUGCAGUUUUUUGGUGAUGAUUCCAUGACAUAAAGUCACUGUCACGGCCAACUGUUCCCUCCGAGAUCCUUCAGUGUGAUAAUAUUUUGCAGACAUUAACAAUAAUUACUUCAGAGAUAGAACUUAAUUAAGCAGAAUGCCUUUUGAAAGAAAUACUCUUACAUGUUGUGGCUGGUCUGCAGUGAAAGUUAACUUCUGUCCCUGUAAUUAAUUCGUCAUGGCAUGUUGAAUUUACUUUUCUUUUCAACAAUUUGUUUUGAAAUGUUAGUCAAAUUUUACAUUGUCAUAUUGAUACUUAGAGAAUGUCAUAAUACAUCAUGCCAUGUUUGGGUGUACAGAAAGUUUUGUAGAUCCGACUGAGGUAAUUAAUGAUGCAUGUUUUCGACAGUUGAUGAUAUUAAGGAAACAGGUAUAUAACCUUUCCAAUUUCACCCAUGUUACAUUGUAUUGUGGGAUAUUAAAAUGUGUGCCACAUGCCUAUGACAGAAAUUUGUUUCUGAACCUCAAAAAGUGUAAAAUGAUCCUAAUUGGCUUUGCUCUAAAGAUAUGUGUAACGCAUCGGUUUUAGACUUUACACUCUGCUUGAAAACUGAAAUGUGCGACUAAGCAACGCUUGAGUGGUACAUGGGCAUUGACCAUGUACUCAAGUGUCUUCCAAGUAAGUGAAACAGUUUCACCAUUGAAAACUAUAUGUAGAAUAAAAGAAAGCCUUGUGCAGGUUAAGGGAUUAGAGCGGAUGCUGAUCUCACAGAUCAUACAGAGCUUAGUUUAAGUGCAUUUUUCUGAACAUAUAUGUAGAUGGCAUUUUUUUCAAUACAAUUGUAGAUUUAGUGGGGAGAGGUCUACAGAGGUUAGAUAUUUCACUGUGUACAAAGUGAUCAGCUGGGACAUCUCACUCCUUUUUGACUCAUAAGCGUAAUUUCUGUGAUAGGCGUGUCCAAUGCCUCUGAUGUGAGAGGACUUUGCUGAACAUGUCAUGUGUACGUUGCAAUAUUCACCAACAGAUAUGCACAUUUAUGAGUUCAGUUGUCUGUUUACUUAACAAUCAUGUCUUUGCUGGAUUUGAGAAGGCAUAAGAUGAUUUCUUGUAAAAUAUUGAUUGUACUUGUUUAUUGCAAUGCGAGCAAUGUCAAUGCAGUUACCAUGGUUAUGGAUGGGUAUGAAUGCUUGUAAUGGAUGCCUACCGUAAUACCAAUCUGGAGUUUUUACACCUUUUUCUGGGGCUGUCAUUGAAAAGUUUUGGUGUCAGUGAUAAUUAGGCCACACUUAUGGGUUUUAUUGUUCACAGAUUGUUUGCAAACAAUCAGCAUUGGUUGGUGGAAAUGAAAAUACAAAUUCUAUUUUGUGGCUAAAUAUUUUAUUUGGUGAAUAGGUUUUGAGGUUAGUCGUUAAGGGGGAACAUAUAUGCUAAUUUUUGGUAUAUUUUCUGAUUGUCUAUAUUUGGCCAUGAAUCCAUGAACAUAAAAAUCUUAUAAGUGAAACAAAUUACAAAACUGAUUGAUGCAUUCCAAAAUAUUCCUUGUCACACAAUUUGCAAAUAGGCAUAGGAGCAUUAUGUGCAAGGUCACAAAUUACGCUUAACCUAAAUAUAUUUUUUUUCAUACAACAAUGCAAAUAAUUGUGUUUGGAAGUCAAUUUGUGUAUGAACUUGACUGGUAUGCCAAGAAUAAGGUGCACUUGAAUUUAUAUUAGCACUAGUAUAACUCGCAUUACUUUAUUCUUUGGUUUGAAUAUGGUGCUGAAGUUUCUAAUCAAUGACAGCCCUACUUAUUUGCUGACUGUUUCAAUUAAUCCUUGGACAUACUGGCCAUCUGUUCUUUCAUCAGUAAUGAGAGAUGUUCUGACAUGAACUGCCACUUAUUUGAUAUUUGAUUUGUAUUUGGGAGGUGGGGUCUAGUGCCGUAUUUAACAGUAUUAGUUCUCUCAUGUCUUGUCAGCUUAAUGUUGGAGGAAAGACCGAAGUGAUCUUACAUCUUAGAGGUUUGCCUUGUUGACCAAGGAACAUUGGUGUGGUGCUAACAGACCAAGGAUAAUAAUCAGGGCAAAUCUGGGAAUUGAACUGAGUUUUGUGGAUCCUGGCAAAUCCAAGGGAUGCAACUCUAAAACUUCCAUCCAGUGGCGGUGUUAAGUAAGACAAAUGCUUUGACAAUAUAUGUUUGAAUGCAAGAGUUGUGUUUGGGAUUUAGUAGCCAGUUUGGACAUGGAUUGUUGGAACAUAGUCAGUGCUAGACGGCCUUGGUAAUAACAGCUGGCAUGAGUGAAUGUGGAAAACAUUUGUUUGAAUUUUAAUCAGUUCUAAUUUGUUAUCAGUGUUGCGUUUCAAGACAUACCACAUUCCGCAGUGAUUGGCAGUUGACCACAUCCUAGAGGACCGAGUCAGUAUAUUGCUUGUGUUAUUAGGGCAAUAGGAGAAGAACACCCUUAUAAGAGAACUCAGGAGUGAUGGUGUUGCCAUGUCAUUAGGCAGUCCAGGCUCUGUUACAAUGAAAUUAGUGAAGUUAUUAAUGGCCUCUUUUUAUCUAAAUAUAAAACAUCACCAGAGAAUAACCAGCCUCGAUUAUCCAACAAAACAGAUUCCAUUGGGUGUAAAAGACAAAAUAUCAGUGAAAAUUAUUUGAGUGGAUCACUGAACUUUUAGAGACACGUCUUUUUUGAGUCGCUUGUUCAGACAAUGUUUUGGUGUAUUUGUUUUUGGAGGGGGAGGAUGGUAUUUUCUGAUUCGAAUUAUUAUUUUCAAAAGACCAAAUUGGUUCUUAGUAAUGUGGAGGGCCAAUCGCUAAUUGGGUUUAGUUACUUUGCUAAGAGCCUUGUCUUGUGGCCAAUGCAUUAUGACUGAAUGGGGAGUUUGUGUAUGAUUGAGAUAGGUUUUUUUUCCCCUGUGGCUGUGGUCAUGUCUUGAAAGCAGCUGUUGUCAUUCAUCCCAGCAUAUCCAUGUCAUACAAUUCUGUCAAUAUUCCAUUGUUAAUCCACCUUUGAGUUUGCUGAUUGUGUUAGCUUUACCAUGUAUACUUACAAAACAUAUACUCCAAUCAAGGUCAUGCUUUGUGGGAAAUUUCCAUUUAAAAUGAAGCUUACAGUCACGAACCAAGAGCACAUGUGGAGGAGGUUUUUUUUCAAUGUGAUGAUCAUUGGUAACCAUUGGUAACACAUGAAGAUCUGUAAUGUCCAUCUUUUAAAAACAUUAUUUAAAGAAGAGUUUGGUUUGAAUUCUCUCAGUUUCAUCUAAUAUAUAGAUUGCAUUGUAUUCAAAUUUUGAUUGAAUCUCAUCAAGAUUCCAGUGUGUGAAUAUACUACUAAAAGAAAAGUCAAGGACCACCCAAUUCUUUCAUGUUACUAUAGUUACCAUCUUGGCAAGACAGAUUAACUAUAGUAAUAUGAAAGAAUCGGGAUUGGUUUCUAUAUGUGGUGGCUGUGGUCAUGUCUUGAAAGAUCUUGUUCAUCCCAGCAUUUCAUAUCUGUUGUUAAUAUGACAAGUUAACUAUAGUCAUAUGAAAUAUUCGGGGGUCCUUAACUUUUUAUUUGAGUAGUAUAUAACAUGUCAUGAACAUUUGAAGCUUUUCAAACAAACUCCAUGUUCCCAAUAUUUGAGGUGAAAUUGGAGUUGUUAACCAGGGACGGUCAGGUAGCCUAGUGUUAAAAGCGUUCGCUUGUCACGCCGGAGACCUGGGUUCGAAUCCCCACAUGGGUACAAUGUGUGAAGCCCAUUUCUGGUGUCCCUCACCAUGAUAUUGCUGGAAUAUUGCUAAAUGUGGCAUGAAACCAUACUCACCCACUCACUGUAAAGUUAACCUGAGUGUUUAAUAGAGGGACAUGUGUUGUCCUUGUUUCCACACUGCCUGUCAUGUCAUAGCUUUUGAGUUUGUCUGUUUUUAUUUUUUGGUUGUUUGUUGUGAAGUUCAACAUCAGGACAUGAUCCAGCAUUGUUCUUCAUUUCAUCCCAAUGAGUUCAUUUCAAGUCAGUUGUUAAAUGUUCUAGUCUCCUGUUUUGUUGAUAUGAAUGACUUCCUGCGUGGACAAGUUAGAGGAAAUGUUUAUAUGUUCAAGUUCCAGUGAUGCUCCAUGGCUCAAUACUUGUGAAGCUUUCUCCUCCCCCGACAUGUGUCCUCCCAUGUCCUCUGUACAUACACCUGGUGUACACACCAUGCAUAAUUCAUUGUAAAUGCUUUUCUUCAGACCUCACUUAGUCCACAGGGAACAGAGACAACUCAUCCGCAGAUGAUCAGAUGCUUGUGGGAAUUUUAGGGGAUUUUUACAGAUGCUGAUGCUGAGGCAUGUUUGUCAUGGAUGGCCUGAUUGAUUGUGGAUCACCUUAUCAAUCGGGUUGAUUCAGUGUGGAAACCCAUGGGUGUUGUCAGCGUAUCCAGAAAAUUGGGGUUGGUACAAUGUUGGAAGCCCUCCUUCAGACUGAUUUAGGUAUUUAUACCAGUGGAGUUGUAUGUGGCAUUCCAACAAGAUGACAGCUGGGGACACCAGAAUUGGGCCACACCAUGGAGGAGGAAUCAGAGAUGCUUUGUGGGGACAAGCGGCUGGCUGGCCUAGUGUGGAUGUUUACUCCAGUCUUGGCUGAUUUGCAUCUGCUGCUUGGGAACUGCAUGGGUGGCCACUGACAACUUUCAACAUAACUGCAGUAUCAAAUAUAUGUCUCUGCCCACUGGGAUAUUGGCAGCAUGCUAUUGGCUGGCUGGCUGGCACAAAGAUUGUGUUUGGUAUUCUGUCUCUCUUGAGGAGUUGUCUCUGUUUCACUGACGAGUAGGAACUUCUCGUAGGCACGAUUAGUAGGACUUCAUUAUGGAUCCUAGAUUAGAAUGAUGUCAGCCUACUUUUGUAAGAUUUGUACAUAAUAUGGAGCCCUUGCAUGAUAUGUUAUGAGUGCAUGUGAUAUUUGCCCAGUUUUUGUCAUUCUAGUCUAGAGAACAUUCAUGGUGUACAUGAACCACAAGUCCUUUGUGGCAAUUUUUUGAAUAUUUUGUAUAAAUUUGUCUUAUACAUAUGAUAUUGGUAGCUGUGAAUAUUUUAGUUGUAAGAUAUGUAUGUAUCAAUGAAUUGAUGAUCAAAUUUGUUCUGGGGAUCAAAAGAACCGUGAUGAAGAAAAAACAAAAUUGUGUGUUUAAGCGCCUGUGUCAAAGUAUGUACUAACAUUUUUGUGAUAUCUGGUUGUCAAAUGGCAAAAUUUCUAUCAAACUAUUUCAUGUGAUAUAGAAAUUAGCAAAGACCUAUAACUCAAAUAAGUAGAAAUUGUAGGUUUUUGUACAAAUCUUAUCUCCUGUAUUCUGUAGGUGAAGUGUUGAACUGUAAAACUUGCCUACAGGAGACUUAGUCCUUCAUCUUCAGGGCUGACCAUUUGAUAUUGUUUGACCCGUACUACUCCAACAAGUUAAGGAACACCCACAACUGGAAGGCUGUAUGCUACAAUACCAACCAGCCAUGACAGAUUAACCAUAGUCAUAGGAACAAAUAGGCUGGCCUUUAACUUUUUCAGGUAGUUUAUUCAGGGUGGAGAAGAGCUGGGAUUUUUGGCAAAGAGAAAAGAUUUCUUCAAGCAGAACCUGGAAAAGGAAAACAGUAUUUGGCCUUUUGGCAAUUAAAAGAUAACUUUCACUGGACAUGCUGUAUGCCCUGGAAACAAAUGUGGUGUGGUUUCCUCCAAAAUGUUGACUCCCCCCAUUCUUGAAGCAGAGGCAGAAACUGUCAUGUUGCUGACAAAAUUCCUCCCACUCCAGAAUAUCAAGUGGUUGGCCCCUAAAAUGUUACUACCAUUCAUCGAGACCAUCCUCUGUUGUGAUUUGAAAAAUCCACUUUCUGGGCUGGCAAUGAUUAAAGAAGGGCCCUGCCAGUGUAUUUAAUGUAGUCCACCUCAUGCUUUUAUCUAUUUCAGCUUCUAAACUCUUUCGUAUUGACCUCAGAUUAUAUAUGAUUCAAAGAAACCUUUUUGGUAAUGCUUUAACCUAUUUUAUUGUGUAUUCUCGAAUAGGUCAGUGAUUAUUUCAGUGGGCAUUUAAAUAUUCUGUCGGUAAACACGUCCUAUUGAGCAUAUUAUCCAUGAAAGUUCAAGUUCAAAAGAACAGAAUUUGUUAUGUUCAGUUUUUAUUCAGUCCAUCUACAUAUAUUUCUUUGUUAUGAUUUUUGUCAUUUUGAAAAGGUCUGCAAAUAUGCACCUGACAAUGAAAUGUUAAGAAUGAUAUACAGUUUUGAAAAUGGCAUUGUAAGCAUGAAAUGCUUAUUGCAACUUUUUAUUUUAUAGGUCAAAUUUUUACUUGUGAUGUAUACAUCCAUGGUGUACAGUACUGAUAUUUGGUGACUCAUUUACAUUCAAACAAUUCCGCAAAUUGUGCUAACAUUUAGAAGACAAAAAACAUUUACUGAAAAUUAUAUGACUAUUUUCAGAUUAAUUACUUGAUUAACAAUUAACAGCCAGUUAAAUCCUGCUUUAAGUAAUGGGGGAAAUGGCUCAGAUUUAAAAAUGAAUCAGAAACUACCUGACUGCAUACAUGGUCUGUGACCAGAGGGUAAGUCUUCCAAGUAAGAAACGUGUAUGAGGAUGUAACCUGGUACUACUUUCUAAUCGAAUGUGGACUUUCAGUACUUUUGCAUCGAGCUGUAGAUCUAUGUCAUGAUCUAGUUAAAGUUGUAGGUCUGCUACAGAUGUUGUCAAAGUUAAGGAGAAACAUCUGAAUAUUGUGUAGGAGUUGUCUGAAACCAAACAUGAUUUUGUCAGUCAGUGGAAAGUUGAAGGAGCUCUUGGGAGGUUAUUUGUCAUUUGGAGACUUGGAGUUUUGUUUCAUCACAUGUUCAUCAGAAGAAUAGUAUGGAAGGUUAACUGCCUUAUACCUGGUGAUAUAUCAGUGUUCAUUCUUAUACAGUUGUCAUGUAAGGCAUGGCUUUCAUCUGUAGCUACAUGCAAUUGUUCCCAGGAUAUUUGAUGGGCCUGGGAGGAGUGAGCGAGUGAGUUUGAUUUUACGCCACUUUCAGCACUUAUUCAGCAAUAUCAUGGCGGGGGACACUUUCACCACAAGACUACCCGACUACCCUGGGAUUGUGGGGAAGAAGGAAAGGACAACUUUAAUUAGUGAACAACUAAAUUUCUCAGAGAAGAUUUAUGUAUUUGACACAAUAUGUACUUUAAUAUGUCCAUGAGAGAUAUUUCCAGUUGAGUAGGUGGUGCUGUUGGAGGAAUUACCCGCCAAACAUUAUCUCACUUGCUCUACACCAAAUAAUCUUUCUAAGAGCUCCUUCAACAGAUAUAAGUUUGAAUUUAAUGUGCUCAACUGAGAAGUUCAUAUUUUUGCUGGCUGUGUAGGUACAUACUGCUAUGCUUGUACUAUUCAACAUCUAUUGGCUGCUUACAUACAGCUUUGAACCCAUUGUACAGUAACGUUCUUGUAGAACUGGAUGCUGAUUUUGAAUUUGCCUUCACAAACUCCAUGCUGUUGAACAUGGAAGAAUGUUACUGUAGGAGGAAUUUGUCGCUGUGGAGAGCAGAAGUAGUGCUAGCUAUGCUCCUGCAGGGGAUGUUUCCCCUGAUAAAUAAGUUUAAAUAAUCUGAGUGCCAAUAUGGUUUAACAUGUACUUAAGAUGUACAGCAUUACAGUAUUAUAUUACUAUGUUUAAGAUCAAAAGCAUUUAGUGUUCUAUUAUUUGUUAAAUCUACUUAUUUUAUACAGCUAUAUCAAACAGUUUUUGUGAUAUGUUGCGAAAGAAGAUGCCCCGUGUUUGUUUCCAAAGCAUUCAUAGUGCUAGAAUUGGAUGGUUGGGAACGGGUAGCCUUGUCAACUGAGGCACCAGAUUUUGCUGUGUCCCUUUGGCAUGUCUUAAACCUAUGGUCAAGGCUUAGCAUCCCGGAUUUGAUCUGAAUAUGAUUCUAGGUGCUCGAUGACCCCACAGAAGUGGUAAACAUCCAAGACCUUCAUGUUGUGAGUUUGUCUCGCAUCAAGCUGAUAUGCCCUGAUAUAACUGAAAUAAUGUUACAAGUGGUGCUAACUCCAACUCACUCCCCCACUUGGAUGAAGGCUUACAAUAGUUGUAGCACUCUGAUUGUUUUGUCUGAUGGACCAUGGAAUAAGGAAAUAUUCAUUUUCUGAUUCUAUAGGAAUUUUUAUCGAUAUAUGUGGAUGUUGUCCAGAAAUGUAUUUUGUCUACAAGAUUGAAGAUUCUUGAAGACCAGGUCCAUGUAGAAGAAAUAAAGACAUGUUCUGUUGGAUUGCAACAUGGAGAUGAAAAUACCUUGUGAAUCUCAAAAUUUCAAGACACGUAAGCUGUUGUAUUUUUUAGUUCAUGAUAUGAUAAUCGUUUCCUAGUGAAAUGUUCAUACAGUGAUCCCUUGCUAAUAGGCUACGUUUGGGGGUCCUAAUAAUUGCUGAUCGCUAUAGACGAUGAGCAGUUUAACCGAGGUGGAGUCGUAGGAGUAGAUGACCAACACAACAGUACAUGCUCGGUCUGCCUAACACGAUCUGUACUAUAUGUUGCAUAUCAGAGUUUGAAAAAAAGAUUAGAAUAUAGUAGUUGUUUAUGAUUUAUAGUGUAAAAAAGAUUUAUCCAGUGUUAUGCGCAGUAAAAAACUACAUCGUAUCCCUUCAGGGAAUUCAGGUGAAUGAACAGGUAUAACAAACCUGGUCAAUGAAAUAUUUAAGAUUAACACAUCAGUAGACAUGAUGAUUUACCAUAUAAAUUGUAUUUCCUGCUCUCCAAGGCAUUGUUUUAUAUGCAGAGAUUAAGAUUACUCUGUGUAUUUCCUCGUAAACCUAGCCGGAAAUAGCAAUCAGCUGUGCACACAUUUUCUCCCGCUCUUCCGGUGAUUCAGAUACAAACUACCCAGUGAUACAAUUUCAAAGAAUUUUGAUACAGUUGUCGGAAGAAAUUGUAUCUGAAAUAAUUAUUUUAUCAGAAAUAAUAUAUUCCAAUAUGGUGUUACUUUAGUUGCAGCUUUUACUGCACAUAUUUAGAACGAUUAGAACCAGGACCUCAGCACUUUGUUACAGCUGAUUUCUAUUGCCGGAUAUUUUUUAGGUAUGGAACAAUUUAUUUAUCAGUAGCAUUUAUUUAUCAGUUAUAGAUACUAUCAAACUAUUGUAAAGCUUUUCUCUACCUUAAAGAGAAUUUGUGCAAUAUGAAUAUGACGACGGGAAUAGUAUUACAGUACCUUGUUAUUCUUUUGGAGAUUGUGGCAAGUUUCGAAUCUGUUAUGGAUAGCGAUGAGAAAAGUGAUGGAAUCAGGUUGGCUAGUUCUUUAAUUUGUGAUACGGCCAGUAAGUUAGGUGUAUACACAGUUGUGUGCUUGUGUGUCGCCCUCUAGUAGAUUGAAUGGCGAUAUUUGAUACGAGUCCCAUCAUGCCUCAUUGCUAUCACCGUAUACACUCAUCGCCAUCGCUCACUGAAGUCUCAGACUCAAUAAAUCAUCAUAUAUAA
This is a messenger RNA of Haliotis rufescens (red abalone), 18595 nucleotides long. Its product is annotated as multiple epidermal growth factor-like domains protein 8. The record is from RefSeq and is a predicted model, not a curated record. Bases 238 to 8589 code for a protein of 2783 amino acids. NCBI's taxonomy places the organism in Eukaryota, Metazoa, Mollusca, Gastropoda, Lepetellida, Haliotidae. Gene Ontology annotation, molecular function: calcium ion binding; protein binding. The transcript is spliced from 34 exons.